Striga asiatica is the source of this 552-nucleotide messenger RNA. Lineage: Eukaryota; Viridiplantae; Streptophyta; Magnoliopsida; Lamiales; Orobanchaceae. The record is from the annotation of a GenBank genome assembly.
AUGGCACUGGCGAAAUAUUUUCAUCUUUCAAAGUCGAGGGAUAGAUGCUUUUGGCUCAGAAAAAUCUCAUUUUUAACUGGCUCGAACCGGCUGGUCCGCACUUGGUCAAACCCAAUUCAGCUAGCUGGACCGCUCAGAUCGACUGGUUGUUGCGGCUGUCUAGCACGGUGCGGCUCGUUGAGACCUAGGUCUCGGCCUGGUCGGGGCUGCUGGGACGGCAAGGCACGCUGCAGGCGCAGCUGGCGAGUGCUGGCGCACGGGCGCGCAUGGCACGACUGCUGGUGGGAUGCUGCGGGCGACUAUGGGACGCUGAAGGAAUGUGCAUGGGCGCUGGCACAAGACGGGCACGUGGGCACUUCAGGGCACUGCGCACGGGCACUAGGCACGUCUGCGGGCACAAGGCUCAUAAUGCUCUGGUCGCACGCGGUCUCCUUGGGCCGCGCGGUCUUCUUGGGCUACGCGGUGUCGGCGGCUGCGCUCGGUUGUACUAAGGAGUGUGCGGCUGCAAACUUGCUAAGGGCUGGGGAACUUUCUCUCGAUGAAAUUUCCUAA